CGGGAGGGGAGGCCUGAGGGGAGGCGGGGCUGGAGCGGUCCUGAGGGAGCUGAGGGAGCCGGGACCCGCACCAUGCCGGGGCUCGUGGUGUUCGGCCGCCGCUGGGCCAUCGGCAGCGACGACUUCGUGCUCCCGGGGGCCUUCGAGCUGUUCGUCAGGCUCGUGUGGUGGAUCGGGAUUCUUGUCCUUUAUGCGGUUCGCAAGGGGCAGUUUAACUGCCCCGGGGGAGGAUUGCUGCACAGCUACCUGCUCGGCCUCCUCAUCCUUCUGGCUUCCAUCAUAUGUGCGCUCUCUGCUCUUGUAUACAUCAGUAUGCAAGGAACAAUUUCRAAUCCAGGCCCAAGAAAAUCACUUCCCAAAAUACUUUACACUCGCCUGCUUCUCUAUUUCCCUGAAUUCAUCUGGGCUGUUGUAGGAGCUGUGUGGGUGUCAGACAACAGUGUGCAGUGUGAGAAGACUGUGAUAAAUGGCAUCAUUGUGACAGUUAUUGCCAGCUGGAUUAUCAUCAUCUUUACUGUCAUUGGAGUUGUCAUUGUCUUUGACCCGCUCGGGGGGAAGAAGACGUUCUACCUGCCCGACGGUGUGAGCCGCAACCUGGAGAGCAGCCAGUCGGGGCAGCUGCUGUACAACGUGAAGAGCUCUGCCACCAGGGUGUGGGAGAAGAGGAUCCGCCUGCUGUGCUGCUGCAUCGUGCAGGACGAUGAUCACCGUGUGGCUUUCACCAGCAUCGCMGAGCUCUUCCGAAACUACUUCUCUGACACUGAUCUGGUGCCAAGUGACAUAGCAGCUGGCUUGAUUCUGCUCCAUCAAGAGCAAGAUAAAAUGGAAAAUUGUCCCAAAGAGCCUGAAGAAGUCCUGUGUCAUUCUCCAUCUUCUCUUGUGGCAGAUGAUUUGGAUGUUGAGCUGGAGAAUGCUGCUCACUACAUGCUGUUUGCUGCAGCUGCCUAUGGCUGGCCCUACUACGUGUACACCAACCCAUAUACUGCACUCUGUAAGCUCAAUGGUGACUGYUGCAGAAACAGACCAACAGAUUCUGAUAUAACGGGCAGUGAUCGUCAUAACUUUCACUUUGGAUCCAUCCUAAAAAUAACAGGACUGCAGUACAGAGACUUCAUCCAUAUCAGUUUUCAUAACAAGAUCUAUGAAAUUCCCUUUUUUGUUGCUUUGGAUCACAAAAAAGAAGCUAUUGUGGUUGCAGUGAGAGGAACCUUGUCUUUUGAGGACAUUCUCACUGAUCUCUCAGCCGACUGCGAGGACCUGACGCUGGAGGAUGUUCUGGAGAAUGGCUUUGUGCAUAAGGGAAUAACUCAGGCWGCAAAUUACAUCUAUCGAAAACUAAUAAAUGAUGGAAUUUUAAACCAGGCUUUCACAAUUGCCCCAGAAUACAAACUUGUGAUAGUUGGUCACAGUUUGGGUGGUGGGACAGCGUCGAUCUUGGCCAUCAUGCUCAGGAACUCCUUCCCCACKCUGAGGUGUUACGCCUUCUCUCCCCCAGGAGGGCUCCUCAGCAAAUCACUUGCAGAUUACACUAAGCACUUUAUUGUGUCAGUCAUUGUUGGAAAAGACCUUGUUGCAAGGUUAAGUAUGCCCAACAUGGAGGAUUUAAAGAGAAGAAUUGUGAGAAUUGUGGCAAAUUGCAACAGACCCAAGUACCAGAUUUUGCUGCGGGGCUGUUGGUACGAGGUGUUUGGAGGGGAUCCUGAUGACUUCCCCACAGAGCUGGAUGGAAGGAGCCAGGAUGCCCUGAGGCAGCCCCUCCUGGCCGAGGAGAGUCUGAUGGUUCAUCGGUCACCUUCGUACAACGCCCUCGAGGAGGAAUCCCACUUGAAUUCACCACCUCAGUACCCUCACCUGUAUCUGCCUGGAAAGAUUAUCCACAUCGUUGAAGAAUGCAGCUCUAGGAGGUUGUGUUCUUCAGAUAUUAAAUACACGGCAAGAUGGUCGAACGAAACGGUCUUCAGCAGCAUUUUAAUAAGUCCCAAGAUGAUCACAGACCACAUGCCAGAUGUUGUGCUGAAAGCUCUGAACAGUUUGUCUCAGGAACAUGGAUCAUGUCUUUCUUGUCAAACGCGAGAAUACAACCCCAGUGCAGUAUAACCACAGCUCGAGGACGACCUGUGGGGCUUUUUUGCAGGUUUCAGGUAUUCAGGACACAUUCCACUUCAUUGCUUAAGUGGAUUUCAGUACUUUUCUCACGUUGCGUAGAAYGAACAAGGGUCUCAAGGCCCUUGCCUGUGCAGCGACCUCGGGGAAUGUUGUUCUGCUGGAAGCACAGACUCUGCCUCUGUGCUGAAGGUUGGGCUUCUCCACAAAGCUCAGGAUGAGCCGCUCCGGCCGAGCCUGGGCACGCUGGCACGGGAGAGCCAGAGCUGAACGCUUGACCAAAGUGAAUGUGAGCGAGGAUGGCACAGCCACAGAGCAGAGCAGAGUCCUGCCAGCCCUUCAGCACCCCCUGCACCUCCACUGCUGCUUCCAGGACCGUUCAGGUGGGCAGAGGGGCUGUGGGGAGGCACAGGGGCUGCAGGGACAGUGGAGCCGAGGGGGCCCUGGGGAGGCACAGGGGCUGCAGGGACAGUGGAGCCGAGGGGGCCCUGGGGAGGCACAGGGGCUGCAGGGACAGUGAGCCCCAGGCUCAUCUCAGCCAUUGCACUACUUUUCUUCCAGACUGGGCUGGGAUCCCGGGGUGGGGGAGGGCUUGUUGUGAUGAAAGGCUGCUUGGAUGUACAUGUGCAAUAUCCCUUCAUCUACCUGUCUUUUGUAUGUGUUGAUCUACAUCACUGCUUUUAUUGAUUUUAAACUAAAACUACUUAACAAGGAGAAAAAAAUACUGUCCAGGCCCUGGCAUCAUGUUGGUCACCAGGCCUAGCUCCAGCUACUGAGCACCACGCGUAUUCUGCCAAGAAUGUGUAACCACUUGUACUGAUUUUUAAAAAGCAGAGUCCUUGUUUCCAGUGUGUAACUUUUUUUUCCUUUUUAAGGCUCAGCAGCAUUUAUUUUUAAAAAAUUAUGUAAGUAAAMUAUGAUGUGGUUGAGAAUUACCUGUGUGGAUGUUCUCGCUGUGAUACUCAGUAUGGAGACAGAAUUAAAGGUACAAAUAAACCUUUGGCUCCUGUGCAGUGCCAGGUACCAGUGCUGCAGUCAGAGCUGCCCUGCAGGGUCCKGGGGCACAGCCUUGGAUGCAGCUCCAGAGGAGAGCGGCCAACAYGCAGAGCAGGCUUUAAAUAAAAGCCUGGAAUCUGGGGCAUUUAAGCACAGACUGUAACAGGUUCAGAGGAAAGAACACUUCUGUUUGCACAGAGAGGAGUGGAACACAGAACCUGCCCCCACUGUCAGCUGCUCUCAGCACUGCACAGGCAGGAACACGGGGCAUGGAACAAG
Molecule: messenger RNA, 3378 nt
Organism: Malurus melanocephalus (red-backed fairy wren)
Lineage: Eukaryota; Metazoa; Chordata; Aves; Passeriformes; Maluridae
Gene: DAGLB
Product: diacylglycerol lipase beta
Exons: 15
Coding region: 73-2097 (674 amino acids)
Biological process (GO): lipid metabolic process
Source: RefSeq, a predicted model, not a curated record